GCGUUGGUCGUUGCUCCCGCGGGCUCGGCGGUGCCAAGACUUGUUGAUCGGUGAUCAGCAGUGCUCGACGUUGCCCGUUUCCCUUUUUUUAAUUCCCACUUUCUCGCGACAACUCGAUAUCACUACCCUCGAGUCACUUCGAAGCGCUUUAUACGCACGUCAAAUCUCAGAAUUCACGCUUUGUUUCUGCCGUUCAGCAACCUGUGACUUCGCAACUGGCCACCGUUGCAUGCGACCCCCGCCGCCGUCUCCUAAGCUCCUCGGCCCUUCUCCUCGCCUCGAUCGCAUCUCUCACAUCCCCUACAUCCUCUACACAAGGGCUUUUAAAGGGACCCCCCUGGCCUCAUAGUUGAUGCCCGGGCGCCGGCGCCUUCCAGCGGGGUCGCGAUCCGACCUCCCGCCACUGAAAAUCAUCCGCAAGAUCCUCUUGCUUCAGGUUGCCUAUUAUGUCUGCGCAACGGUCCUUAUCCUCUUUACGACAGUCGUCUAUGGAACACCCUUUUCGCUGAAUCUUAUAUUUGGUUGGGACUAUUUGAGGGGUGAUACCACGGUUGGUUGGAUGCUGGGAUUGGUUUGGAUGUUGAAUUGUGUUAUCAGCGUGAUCUUCCUCCUCCUUUUCGUCUCCCGAUCCAAGUUGGUCCCCGAUUUCGCCCUCACGAUCCACUUCCUCCAUCUUGUCGCCACUAUCCUCUACACGCGCUCCGUCCCUUCAAACUUACUCUGGUGGGGACUCCAAUUUGCAAGCGCAGGCAUCAUGACAUUCCUCGGUAUGUGGGCGUGCCAACACCGCGAGCUCAAGCCUAUCAGCUUCGGUGGACUCGCGAGCCUGGGGGGUAGCUCCAGCCAUGCCUCCUCAUCACAACAACCCGCCAGUGAUAGCCACCUCGAGUCUGGAUUUGGUCGAGGUCGAGGACGAGAACGUAGCCUCCAGGCUGGAACGGGCGAGUACGAGAUGGACGAGAUGAAACCCAGCGAGCGUACUGUAUGAGAGGCUUUAUUAUGAUAUGUUCCCUCUUUUGUGAUUUCUUUUCUCUUGCAGCUGCUUUGGGCUAUGAUUUUCUUUGGGCUGUUUCCCCCAUAUCUGCGAGGACCUUUUUGCAUGCCUUCUUCUCGUUUUCGUAUACCCUGCCACGUUUGCAUCUGUAUAGAUGGCGUUUGCCCUGAUGAUGAAGGGAAUGAAUACUCAUUUUUCAUUUGUCAAAUAUUGUUCGAUUAAUCUAGAUUCGAGGCUCGGCCUCCCUCUACGACUUCAUUUCUGGAAACGCUCAUCCAGUCUCUAUCUAUUCACUUGUCGUGUUCGCGG
Messenger RNA from Penicillium brasilianum, 1303 nucleotides. The record is from the annotation of a GenBank genome assembly. NCBI's taxonomy places the organism in Eukaryota, Fungi, Ascomycota, Eurotiomycetes, Eurotiales, Aspergillaceae.